Molecule: messenger RNA, 2169 nt
Organism: Rhea pennata
Lineage: Eukaryota; Metazoa; Chordata; Aves; Rheiformes; Rheidae
Gene: GATA5
Product: GATA binding protein 5
Exons: 7
Coding region: 372-1553 (393 amino acids)
Biological process (GO): cell fate commitment; positive regulation of transcription by RNA polymerase II; negative regulation of transcription by RNA polymerase II
Cellular component (GO): nucleus
Molecular function (GO): DNA-binding transcription factor activity, RNA polymerase II-specific; zinc ion binding; RNA polymerase II cis-regulatory region sequence-specific DNA binding
Source: RefSeq, a predicted model, not a curated record
CGCCGCCACUUCCCCGCCGAGAGCCGCCGGGGACGCACCCGCCCCACGGGAGACGGCGGCGGCGAGGGGAGGGCCCGGGGGAGGGCAGCACCCAGCCCCUCUCUGCCUCGGCGCUGUUUUCUUUUCCAAGCCCCCCUCCCCCGUAAACUUUCUUUAUUCUUUUUUUAUUCUUCCUUUUUUUUUUUUUCCUGGAAUUUCCCUGGAUGGUCUGAAUCCAGCUUCAUGCCAACCCGGCCAUGCCCGGCUCCGCUCCUGGCCCGCUGCGAGGCGCCUCCGAGUGAGCCCCGGGGCAACAUCUGGGCGCAGCUGGCGGGGCGCCGCGCCGCCCUCCCCGCCGGGCCCUGAGCCGCCGCCGCCGCCGAGGACGGACCAUGUAUCAGGGCCUGGCCCUCGCCCCCAACCAUGGCCAGUCGGCUUAUUCCCACGACUCCGGCAACUUCCUGCACUCGUCGGCCGCCUCGCCCGUCUACGUGCCCACCACGCGGGUGCCCUCGGUGCUCCAGACGCUGCCCUACCUGCAAAGCUGCGAGCCGCACCAGAGCCACCUCGGCAACCCCCCGGGCUGGGCGCAGAGCGGCGGCGAGCCCGCCGCCUUCAACGCCGGCAGCCCCCACCCGCCGUCGGGCUUCUCCUACCCGCACAGCCCGCCGGGCAGCAGCCCCCCGGGCCGCGACGGCGCCUACCAGGGGCCCCUGCUGCUGGGCGGCGGGGGCCGGGAGCAGUACGGCAACGCCUUGGUGCGCUCGGUCAACGGAUCCUACUCCAGCCCCUACCCCGCCUACGUGACCCCCGAGAUACCUCCCUCCUGGACGGCUGGACACUUUGAGAGCAGCGUCCUGCACAGCCUGCAGACGAGGCAGGCGGCCUUGCCCGGCCGCAGAUCCACCUUCGAGUACCUGGAGGAGUUCCCCGGCGACGGCAGGGAGUGCGUGAACUGCGGGGCCAUGUCCACGCCGCUCUGGAGGAAGGACGGCACCGGCCACUACCUGUGCAACGCCUGCGGGCUCUACCACAAAAUGAACGGCAUCAACCGGCCGCUGAAGCCACAGAAGAGGCUGUCCUCGUCCAGACGUGCUGGCCUAUGUUGCACUAACUGCCACACCACCAACACCACCCUCUGGAGGAGGAACGCCGAGGGGGAGCCCGUCUGCAACGCCUGCGGGCUCUACAUGAAGCUCCACGGGGUACCACGACCUCUGGCCAUGAAAAAGGAAAGCAUCCAGACAAGGAAAAGGAAGCCUAAAAACAUCACCAAAGGCAAAACCUCAACAGGGUCUACGACUUCGGCCACUAACUCCCCUUCUUCCAUUACCAACUCAGACAGCACGGUCACUUUAAAGUCAGAGCCCAGUGCGACCUCGCAGUACCCUGGACAAACCAUCGUGUCCGUCUCCCAGGCGCCCAGCCAGUCGGAGGACGCGCUGGCCGGCGGCCACGCCGAGUUCAAGUUCGAAGCGGAGGAUUACGCCUUCUCGCCCGGCGCCGUGGCGCAGCCGGCGGGGCUGAGCGUGCCCCUCCGGCAGGACUCCUGGUGCGCGCUGGCUCUCGCCUAGGAGCCCGCCGGCCCCCGGAAGGCUUCGGACCAAGGGCGAUGACGUCCCCGCGGGCGGACGCGGCGCUUCGGGGCCGGGCGGGCAGCACGGGCCGCUGCGGAAGGACAGAUUUCUCGCAGGGGGACGGGCGCGGAAAGCGCCGGCCGGGCACGGCCGAGCUUGCCGGGCCGCGGCACUGGCUUCCCAGGAAGCUUUUCCUCGGCCAGAGGGACCCGGAGCUGCCUCCCCGAAGCAGGAGAGCGGGGGACGCUUCUGUUUGCACGAGGAAAGCCUCCGUCCUCCUGAGAUGAAACCAAGAAAUAAAUGCAUCCCAGAAUCUAUGUUUAUUCGCGGUGAUUUCUCCCUCCUAUGACUCCUCUGUGUGCAAUUUAUUCCACUUUCCAAUAAAGACUGUAAUAACGUGGCAUCAAAUAACUUAAUUUUAUUAAAAUGUAAACUGUGUGGCCUCCUUUAUGUUUUAUUGGCCACAGCAGGAAAAAAAAAAACUGUUGUUUUUAAACAUUUACUGUUUUAUAUUAGAAACUAUCAUCUCAAUAGAGUGUUAGCUUCUGAAGCGCUCAGUGUAUCGACGCUGAGCUGGUGAGUCAUACAUAAAAUAAACAUGCUGCUCUUCCCA